AGAUUAGUGAUUCUCCUUCUACUCUUCUGAACCCUUACAUUUGUUUAUUUCUAAAGCCUCUUGAAUGUCAUUGAUGUCAUUGCAGCUUCACCUUUGACAUGUUUGAAGGAUCACCCUGGAAAGGGUGAAAAACUCACCUUACCCCUCAGUGGCACAUUUUCUUUUUCUGUGUGGAUGGAGUUGUUGGCUGCAACAACAGAUACACUUGGUUGUGUAUUGCUCUUAGACACUCAAGUCACUUCUUGUGGUGCAACUGUGAAAGGUUUGACGCCAAGAAUCGCACAACUCUGAGCGGGUUCCACCUAGUUGUGCGUUUCAUUUGGUAACAUAACACUUACCUAAUAAGUUCGAGGAUUCACCACAAAUGACAUGAUAUGAUCCAUGCUACCAUUGGCGACACUUGCAGGGGCGAAUGCUUUUACACCAACUGAAACGGGCUAGAAGCCCCACUUUCUUAUAAUGUCGUCGGUCAAUCACACGGCAUCCCCAAUCGUUGGAUUUGUGCCUUAAAUUAACAAGGCGUUGGAUUUGUGCCUCAAAUUAACAGGGCAACCUAUCAUAAUGUUAUAGGAUGUCACAUUAGUUAGAAACUUAAUUGAAUUUUCAUGUUGUAACUAUCGAAUUUGAAUUUUAAGGCAAAUGAGAGAAGUG
Rubroshorea leprosula is the source of this 651-nucleotide messenger RNA. The record is from the annotation of a GenBank genome assembly. Lineage: Eukaryota; Viridiplantae; Streptophyta; Magnoliopsida; Malvales; Dipterocarpaceae.